Cavenderia fasciculata is the source of this 1176-nucleotide messenger RNA. RefSeq lists its product as uncharacterized. The transcript has 2 exons. Bases 1 to 1176 code for a protein of 391 amino acids. The record is from RefSeq and is a predicted model, not a curated record. Lineage: Eukaryota; Evosea; Eumycetozoa; Acytosteliales; Cavenderiaceae.
AUGGAAGAACAAAUAAUUAAAGAUGUUUAUACACAAUAUAUCAUAGAUAACAAAGAAGAAGGCAAAGAUAACAAUAUUGAUAAAGAUUAUAUAAAACAACUAUUUGAAACAAAUAUUGUUUUGUUUUUAGAGAAAUAUGGUGAAUGUUUAAACUUGCAUCAAUUGGAAUACAUUGAAUCUAUAUAUGUUGUUGAUGAUGAUGGAUCUGAUUCUUCUUGUAAAUAUUCAGUUGAACAUCAUUUAUAUAGAUUAUAUCAAAAACAAACAAGUAAAGACAAUAGAGAUAGAAUAGAUAAUAAUCGAUUCAAUUAUCAAGAGACUAAAAACAAGAGAUAUGAUUAUAUGGUUGACAAGUUGAUUGGUACUGAUUACUUUUCAAUGGAAAAGUGUAUUGAUCGUCAUCCUUUUAUCUAUUAUCAUAUGAUUUCAAAAUAUAACCAUGAUUAUGAUGAUGAACAAGACGAAAGUGAUAGAAGAGAACCAUUUAAAUCAUCUGCAACACUAUCUGAAAGAUUAUUGGAUAAUUAUCAUUUGGAACAAUUGUCAAUUAAAAGAAUUGAAACAGAGUUUCAAGAGAUUCAAGAUAUCACCUCGAAACUUGGAACUCUAACACGCAAAAAUAAUGAUAUCUUUAAUGAUAAUCAACCAUAUCCUCUUCUUUACAAAUGGUUACAGAUUAAUAACAAACAACAAUUACUAUCAAUCAUCAAAGAAAUGUAUAAAAGAAAAUCAACUUUAAAUCAAUUAAAACAACAACUUGAAAACAAAAAAAAAAGAGAUAGAAAUGAUCAAGAUGAAGAAAUGGAAGAAGAUGAGGAAGAAGAAGAGGAAGAAGAAAAAGAGGAAACAAAAGUAGAAAAUAAUGACAAUGGACAAAAAGAUGAUCAAUCAAUGGUCGUGGUACAAGAAGAGGAUAAUGAUGAAAUAGAUGCAUUUAUAGAUUUGAUGAAAGAUUUAUUCAUUAAUGGACAAGAUAAAGAUUUUGACUAUUCCUUAAUUGACAAACAACGAGUUGGAAUGGAUGAUGACAAGGAGAGUCAAGAAGAUCUUCUGUCUUUAAAUCGAUAUGGUGAUCCCCAACCAACAAAAAUGGCCACCUCUAGGGUUUACAGCUUGGGUGAAAAUGAUGACUAUGAUUAUGAAGAAGAAUAUCGGCAAUCUCUUUUAAAUAAAUAG